UAUUGCGUGAGCCGAUAGGUGUAUUGCGGUGAUUCGUGGCUCGAGUUAACGUUAACAUACGCGUAGAUAAAUAAACAUUAUUUAUGGCUGAGUGACUGGAUACGGGAGCUUGUCUUGUAUAAUACGUAAGUUACUUUUAAAAGUAGUUGAAUGCUUAAGGGAGUAGCAGGUGAACUAGCUUAGAAGGUUAGCCCCGUGUAGGCUUUGGGUUCCAAUUGUAACACAGCUUUCAGUUAAGCUCCACCCACUCGCGAUUUCUAUUGGUCGGGGUUUUCUGGAGUCAUGUGUCAUCACCGAGUUUAAGGCUUGCGAAUGGCUACGCAAUCUGUCGAUCACCUCAUUCCCCACUUGUUGCUAGGGAGAUUGCUAGAUGCUAGCCCAAAUACCAGCGGAGGUACCUGUCACUUUCGAGGGUAAACAAGAGACGCGAGGUGACAAGCUAACGUGGCAUCACGCUAUGUCGUUGUAUAACAAGGUGGUUAUUGACGUGUAAUAGCAUUAGCCGGUUCUCAAAACACAAGCCGUCAAAUGGCUAACGUCAUAAGGACGAGCAUAGGCGCAGCUGUGCGUGCGGAGGGAGGGUCCCUGUCCGCUACCUAGCGCUGUGGCUGCUGCUAGCCUUCCUCUCCCAUUCACCUUCAGCAGCGCCCACUAGAAGUAGUUGUCCUGUCAAGGGUAGCGUGAUGCCGAGAGCUCUGCGUUCACCAUCUCGGGUCUGCUGAUUUUUCUUUUUACUCAAGGCAUUGCGCCAUCACUUCUUUGUACUUUGGAAGGAUGGAGUGGAUGCAGUCUGCUAGCAAGUCCUGAUUUUUUUGUUUGUGUGUGUGCGUGUGCGUGUGUGGUCAACAUGGAUUUAAUGCAAAUGUAGGAAUGGGAAGAUGAGAAGAACCUAAUGAAGAACAAAGCUUUGAGAACAAACUGGACUCUCAGAGUGGAAAAUCCAUUUUGGAUUCCACAUGCCUUUUAAACAAACAGCAUCCUGUUGAAGUCCCUUUCCCCUUCUGCAACCACUUUUUUUUUAUGCUCAUGUGUCCGUCUUCUCGUACGAGUACAGAAGUAUCGAUUCACGCGAGUUGGCCCCGUUUUUGUUUUUUCCUUUUUUAAUUUCACCUUUUGUUCCUUUUGUAAAGAAAUGCUUUACCUGAAAAAAUACUUCACAGAGGGCCUGAUUCAGUUCACCAUCCUUCUGAGUCUCAUCGGGGUGCGGGUGGAUGUUGACACCUACCUAAGCAACCAGCUGCCCCCACUGAGAGAGAUCAUCCUGGGCCCGAGCUCAGCCUACACCCAGACACAGUUUCACAACCUGCGCAACACCCUGGACGGCUAUGGCAUCCAUCCAAAGAGUGUGGACCUGGACCAAUUCUUUACCACUCGGCGACUGCUGAACCAGGUGCGCCAACUGGAUCGCCUCUCCGUGCCCAGUACAGAGCUCAACACCUGGCUGGUGCACCGUGACGCCGAGACUGUGGUGUCCACUAGUACCCAGUCUAGCCCCAGCAUCACCCUGGACAAUGGGGGCGGCCUAGAGGACGUCAACAACCCUGACGGUACCCCGGCCAUGAGGGGAGGAAGUGGAGCCCCUGAAUCCACGGACAGCAGCCUUGGGGCCGUGGCCCCCGAGGGAAACCAGGAGCAGGGCAGCAGGGACGCCAACGACGACCUCAGCAAAGAGGAUAUUGACUUGAUUGACAUCCUCUGGAGGCAGGACAUCGACCUUGGCGCGGGAAGAGAAGUGUUCAACUACAGCAACCGUCAGAAGGAGAGCGAAGAGGAGAAGCCCAGCAACCCAAGCGAGAAAAAAGACGGGAACGAGGACCAGGAGAGCUGGAGAAACGGAGUAAACUUGCAAGGUGCUCAGCCCGUGGACGGGGAGACCGGAGAGAGCAUCCCGGAGCAGAUCCCAGGUCUUGGCUCACAGACGUCCCUUUCUCUACAAGAAUGCUUGAGGCUUUUAGAGGCAACUUUCCCUUUUGGAGAAGAAUCUGAGUUUGCAGCCCCGGUUGUGACCACAGAAAACGUUUCCAAUGAGGAAGUUCCUUCCACGUCGCAGGGCCUUCCUCUGGCGCCACAGCUGGCCCCCGCGGAGCCGCAGUUAGACCUGGAGCAGCAGUGGCAAGACAUCAUGGCCAUCAUGGAGCUGCAAGCAAUGGAGGUGAACAGCUCUUCGCCACACAGCAACUCCAGCAGUGACAGUGGCUCGAGCGGGACGACGGAGUCCAACGACGCGGGGAACUUUGGACCCUCGACCGGGCCGACGCCCGUAAACCAGGACGUCAGCCUCCACCAGGCCUCCCUCCCCAGCUGCAGCCAGGACUUCCCCGAGGUUUUCAACCCCCAGUUGGACCUUGCUAGCAUCGCCCCGAGGGCCACCAUGCUCAGACCUUCCUCCAGCAACUCCAGCAACAUCAACUCCACGUUCGGAGCCACCAACCUGACGGGGAUCUUUGUCCCACCGCACAUCAACAGCUCCAGCACCAACAUCACGUCCACGCCCCUCCUGCCCGACCCGUUCAGCAACCUGCUGGAGGAGUCCAUGCUGGACGAGAUCAGCCUGCUGGACCUCGCCAUGGAGGAGGGCUUCAGCCAGGCCCAGGCGUCGCAGCUGGAGGACGAGCUCGACUCUGACUCCGGCCUGUCCCUGGACUCCAGCCACAGCCCGGCCUCCCCGAGCAGCUCCGAGACCUCCUGCUCCUCUGCGGCGUCUUCGUCGUCGACGUCUGCCACCUUCUCCGAGGAGGGGGCCGUGGGCUACAGCACCGACUCGGAGGUGGCCGCUGUGGAGGCCGAGGAAGGCGCCGUCGGUGGUUUUCAGCCCGGCUACAGCAAGCUGUGCCGCAUGAGCUACCAGGACCCCUCCCAGUUCCACGGCCUGCCUCAGCUCGGCGGCAUCGGCCACAAUCACACCUACAACCUGCCGCUUUCCUCCGCGUUCGCCGAGCAUCCGGAGCUCCCCCUCGCCGACGGGAAGAAGAGCGUCCGCGACAAACACUCAAAGUUCCAGCCGGCUCAGGAUUUGCUCGACAAGCACGCGAGUCGCGACGAGCGCCGAGCCCGGUCCAUGAAAAUCCCCUUCUCCAACGAGAAGAUCAUCAACCUGCCCGUGGAGGAGUUCAACGAGCUGCUGGCCAAGCACCACCUGAGCGAGGGCCAGAUGGCGCUCAUCCGCGACAUCCGCCGGCGCGGCAAGAACAAGAUGGCGGCCCAGAACUGCCGCAAGCGCAAGCUGGACACCAUCAUCAACCUGGAGCAGGGCGUCCACGACCUGCGGCGCGACAAGGCCCGCCUGCUGAAGGAGAAGAUGGAGUUCAUCCGCUCCAUCCGGCAGAUGAAGCAGAAGAUGCAGAGUCUGUACCAGGAGGUGUUCACCCAGCUGCGGGACGAGGAGGGCCGCCCCUACCCGCCCAGCGAGUACUCGCUGCAGUACAGCGCCGACGGCAGCGUGCUCAUCAUGCCCCGCGGCGUGACCACCGGCGAGCAGCACCGCAAGCCCGAGAAAAAACAAAAAGACAAAAAGAAGUGAGGGGGGAGCGGGAGGGGGCAAGCUGCUGUUUAUUCUAUCACUUUGCUAAAUCAAUGAGAACGAUUUCUGCAGAUGCAAGAGGUGUCCUUUUUUUCGUUGAGAAGAUUCUGGCGAGUAGAAGAAGCGUUGUUGACUGCUCCUCCUGCAUUAGUUUCUCCCCUUUCAUUCGGUUCCGACAAUUUUUUCCCCCCCUGGAAACAUCGUUGAAGCAGAAGUAGCUCCUCGUGUGAGUACUGGGGGUACUGGGGGGGAAACAAUAAGCGAGGACGUGGAACGCGGGAGGACAUAAAAUGAGCUAUUUGGGAAAAAUGAAUCAGCCGCUCACGAUCCUUUUUUGCACGGAAAACCGCUCAGGAUGGAGGACAUUCGUAAGGUCGAUACGAGGGGACAAGCGGGAGUAUAAGAACACUGUCGACGAGGACGGUUGGAAUACCUAUGCACCGGAGGUCCACGUCCCACCCUGGAGACUUUUAGUCACUUCUUUUGUCACCGAGGCUUUUAAGUUAAGCAAACGUUUAGGCGAAGAACGGCGCCUACGGUGUGUGAGAGUUCAGUUUACCAAAGGCAGAGAGGAGGUCACUAACACCUUUACUAACCAAAGGUCGCACGGAGCACGCCGCCACCUUACCACGCCCAGUCGGCCCUUUCGGCGGCGUCUGAGCCUAGAUAAAAGGGCGCCGGGAACGGGGGGGGGUGUUGACGUGUGGACCGGAGGAUGUUAUUGAGACAAGAGAGGGUCGGAGGCUGAGGAUUCCUGGGCUGGCCGCUGCUAUUAAAAAAAAAAAAAAAAAGAAAAACAGAAAAAAGGUGAAGUCCUGCAAGAGGAGAAGAUGGAUGUCUUAGGGAGGAGUCACACUGCAUUGCAAAAUGUAUCAACUUCCUUAUAAAUUAUACAUAGCCCUGUAAUUUGUCUUUGAAAAGGCUUUGGCUUUAUGCAUUUUGCCGCGUCCGCCGCUAUUCCUUCGCUGCAGGUUUAAGUACGGGAGCUGCGUUAAGGAAGGCUCCUAUUAACUGUUCAUAAUCUGUAGUAUAAGCAAGGGUAUAGGUCACAUCAGCUUUAUGUACAAAAAAAGUCUACACUCUUUCUGUUUGUUUCGUCGAACGUCACGCUGAGCCUGUAAUCAGAAAGGGGAGGACGCUGCCACCGAUCACAGUACUGCAUCAUUUGGGCUUUUGUUCUGUUCCUUUUUCUCUCGGGCGCCUCGUUUCAUAGGGCACUAAUUAAAAACAGGCUCGGUUGUCUCUGUGGUGGAGCAAAGUCUCUUUUUGAAUGAACUCAUUUGCCAACGUUCCCCUGCUGAAAGCCCGACAGAUGUUAAGCUAAGUCCUUCGGUGUGGUUUUUUUUGUGUUGUUGAUCAAGUGAGCCAAGUUGUUACAUGAGAUUUUAAAAAAAGAAGUUAUUUGAAUGCGUGAAAUGAGUGUUGUGGCCACUUUAAUUUUGAAAUGCCUUUAUUUCACAAUCUCAUUAUCUUUCACUUUAAAUGUUUUGAGAACUGGAGGAGGUCGUUCUCAGAGUAGAAGUGCUAUUACUCGUCUAUCUGAAUGAAGUUUUGUCAGUAAGUGUAACAUCGGCCUCUUAUUAGAAACAGUAAAAAAAAAUUUAAAAAAAAGAAGAAAAAAAAAAGGUUGUUUCAGCUGCGAUAGGUUAGAAUAUUUACCGGAGCAGAACAGAACAUGAUGUCCAAAAAAAGUUGUUUUUUCAAAGGAGAGAUGUCCUCAUUAAACGUGAUAUUCAGGCAUGAAACUCUGGUUAACAUUGACUUCAGUGCGACACCGAAGUACUGCUACUACUUAGUGCACUUUUAUUUUUGUCUGUCUUGUUAUGUAAAUAUUUUCGUGUUUGUCAUGAUUUCUGUAGUUUGUCAAAUGUCUCCACGACGGUCUCACCCUCUGCUUUCAGUUUGGAUGUAGUUCCUUCUUUCAGAUAUUUUGCCGGCAAUCAAGAAUUGUUUUUAUUGAUUAAUAAAGUGUUUUUAUUUUCACCUGUGA
Messenger RNA from Gasterosteus aculeatus aculeatus (three-spined stickleback), 5510 nucleotides. It is a transcript of the gene nfe2l1b, whose product is annotated as nfe2 like bZIP transcription factor 1b. Gene Ontology annotation, molecular function: RNA polymerase II cis-regulatory region sequence-specific DNA binding; DNA-binding transcription factor activity, RNA polymerase II-specific. NCBI's taxonomy places the organism in Eukaryota, Metazoa, Chordata, Actinopteri, Perciformes, Gasterosteidae. Gene Ontology annotation, cellular component: nucleus. The record is from RefSeq and is a predicted model, not a curated record. Gene Ontology annotation, biological process: regulation of transcription by RNA polymerase II.